This is a messenger RNA of Centrocercus urophasianus (Greater sage-grouse), 5329 nucleotides long. RefSeq names its product cysteine rich DPF motif domain containing 1 (gene CDPF1). The record is from RefSeq and is a predicted model, not a curated record. The transcript is spliced from 3 exons. Lineage: Eukaryota; Metazoa; Chordata; Aves; Galliformes; Phasianidae. Bases 3491 to 3859 code for a protein of 122 amino acids.
AAAACCAAAGCAAUGAGCUUGGAGUCUGUGAUCGUCUGUCUAUCCCAGAAAUGCUUAUGUGCCUUUGUUAUCUGAGAUGAAGAUAAGGUUCUUUAGUUGCAGAUGAGCUUUUUGGAAGUACUAGAAGUUUUUUGUGAGAGUAGGAUGCAUGUGUUUGGUGGUUUAGACUGAAGGUGUGAAGCACAUGCAUAAACUAAAAGUUUAUUACACCUGUCAUUAAUUUUUUUUUUGCAGAAGGAUGACAACCUUGCUUUUUUGUGUAACAGACUUUACUUAUGAAUGGGAGCAUUGGUCCUGAAAUCUGUAUGUGUGUGAACUUUGCACUGUCAGCUAACUUUCCUAAAUGCUACUGUGUAGACAAGCUCUUGGAACAAAUGCUGUUUCCAAUGAAGUAAAACUUGGUACAGCUGAUCUAGUGACGUAUAAGCCUGGAUUAAAAUGGAAAGCAUUGUGAGUUCACCCGUGCCUUGCAGGCAGGAUCAUAUGUUUUUCAACUGGCAUAGCCAAAAAUCUGUUUGUACGUAGAUAUCGUUCCUUCCCAGUGGUAGUCGGUGAACAGAUUCUGUUCUACAUUCCAGAGGUUUGUAAGAGAGCUGGUGUCCCUGUAUCCAACACACUUCAUCUCUGAAGCCUGGGCUGUUGGUCUGACUUGGAAUAAGGACACAUUCAUUCCAAAGUGUGUGAUCCCCACUGCCAUAAAUAUCUUUGUUUUACGUUGUUUUUUGUUUGUUUGUUUGUUUUUGUAUUUAAAUUGGUGUUUUGCUUUGUUUUAAUGAAAGGAUCACUGUGAUUAUGUUGUCUAUUUUAAUUCAAGUGACUUUCCGUACCCUAUGGGGUUAAUUAUUUCCCCUGGUUUAAAAAAAAAAAAAAAAGAUGACUGAAAAUUGCAUGCAGUUUCCUAGACUGAAUUUUAUUCAGACAGAUGAGUGUCUUGGUAUUGCUACCAACUGCUGCUAACUUCCAGUGUGUUUGGGGGGUCUUAUAUGUUAAACCUAAAAUGCGACAUUCGAAAAGCAGACUUCUUACUUGAAUUUGUGUAUAGUUUGAAGAAUCCAGAUUUUAAUAUUCAGGGAGAAAUAUAUAGCACAUAGGUGCUUUAUAUCUAACUGGAAAAUCUGAAAGCACUUCAGUUAAUUAAAUUUCCUCCACAUCCCUGUGGGCAAGGUAAAAUGCGUAAUAUCCAAGGUUUACAUCACUUUCCAGAAAAUGUAGUUGCCUAAGGUAUUUAAGAGUUGCAUUUAUUUAUUAAAUCAGUAUCCAGACCCAUCUGUGUUACGUUUGAAGAACUCGUACCCCUGAAAUGCCAGGAAUUGGUGGUGGUUGCAGGAAUUAAAUGGUAAGGGUGAUUAUUCCCAAAGUUAAAUUUCACAGUGUAACAGAGCACGAAUUUAUGGACUGAAUGUCUGUCAAUGAGGCCUUGUAACCAUUUGAGGAUCUUGGGGCUCCUUGUUCUUCUGGAAUAUUAGCUGUCAAGUAGUCACAGCCCUGCUUCACCUUGCCCGCAAUUCCCCUUAGUGCCAUGUGUCUCUAAGGAUUCAGUUUCACCACACAGGGUGAGCAGAAAUAGCAGCUUACUGUCACUGAAAAGGGAAAAUACACGUCCCUCAUCUCAGCCCUCUCUUUCUAGCUCUGUGGUUUUGCUUCUUACCAUCUACUGCUGUUAGCAUUUGUUGGAUUCCUCUGCAAGCCAGUUUAGCUCACAAAAGCAAUAAGGGGAAAAAAAAAAAAAAAAAGUAGUUCUUUUGACUACAUAGGUAGCUAGUAGUAAAUAGUAUGACGCAAUAAGAGCAAAGCCAUGAACCCAUGAUGCCAGGUACUGGAUCCCCACUCUGCAUGCAUCAGGGUGUUUCCGACUCUCUGUAGUCCUAUCCUGUAGACUGAAUGCCCUUUAGUUGGACAUUCGGAUUGGAGUGUAUUAAGAUACUUAAUAUGCUUCUGGAACAUCUUUCAGUUGAGUUUUAUCAGAAACUCUGGCUUGUGGGCUUUCAGACUGCUCCAUGAUGCCAACCAAGUGUGGUAAGCGGGGACAGUUACGCAAUUAGUUUCCAAAGCAUACCCCUAUCCUCAGCUGAAACAGAGACAUGGCCUUAGUGAAUUGAAUCAGCUCUGCAGGGGAAGGGUGCAAAUGGCAAGCUAAGAGAGUAGGGGAUGACCUGCUGUCCCUUGGCAGAAGGGAGCUGGAUGACAGCUGACAUACUUUCCAAAUCUGAGUUCCUAGUGUCCAUCUUCUGAACUACUUGAUGCCAGCUCUGGUUCACUUAAAAAAGCUGACAGGUUUACAGAUGAAAACUGCAUGCCGUGCAAAGUGGGAAGACUUUAAUUAAAAGUUCAAGUUGUCUUGCCAGCUGCAGAGUAAAAGUGUCCAUUCAGGAAAAUGGUGCAGGUGAGCAGGGAUUCCUGAACUGUAAACAAGUGAUUACGUUGUAUUCAUAGACUGGGGCAAGUUUUGGGCACGCAUGUUGUUAGCUGUGUUUGAUCUGAUCAUGCCUACACAUAAAAAUCAGUCCUGAAAGAAUACUUGCUGCACUGCGCUUUUUGAAAACUGCAGUUUGUGACUCUCAAGUAAAGUGAUACCAGUGUAGAAUAAGCUCCCAAAUGGAAAUCCAUGGCCAAAAGUUUAAACAAAUAGUAUUGUAAGCACUGGAGCUGACGGAGCACACCACAUUUUAUUUUCUGUCUUGGAGUUGAUAGCUAUGUCUUUGUAACGGGUGACUGAAGCCUUUCAGAAAGAUGGACAAUAGCUUUCCUGUAUGCAGGUUCUCUCAUUAUUAGAAAUACACAGGUAUUCUGAGUAAAGAUAAAACAGUCUCCUUUCUCUUUUCUGCCAGUUUUCUUAAAAGGUGUAGAACAUAAACAUUUUUGAUGGGACCUGCUCCUCUGUCCUGUGGUUUGAAUGGGCCAACACUCUCUCUACACAAGGCAUGAUUACAUUAGCCUUGUUACCAUAAGGAGCCAGAUAAGAACAGGGAGUCAGUAUUAAGCUCCCAAAACUAUGAGGAGGUGAACCAGAUGCAAGGAAAAAAGGCACAGUAAAUCUUUGCAGCACGCACCUUUCUCAUACCUGCCUCAUCAGUGGAGGUCCCAAGCCUUUUCAAAGACUCCAUUUGUAGUUGAUGGGAUGAGAUGAGCACUGCAGAACUGAACUGGGAUUCUGCACAGCCUAUGUCGUGGCCUGAGAGGCACUAAAGGAGCAUAGGACUCAGUCGUGUACCUUGCUACCUAAGCUCUUUCAUGGAUCAGGUUCUAAAUUAAUUGGCAAAUUUUUCUUUUUAGACUCCUAUCUAAGAAAUUUGGAAACUUAACUGGGAGAUGGGAAAAUAACUUGUUUUGGGAGAAAAUGUUUACUAGUUAAGAUUUGCAGUAGCCAAUUUUCCAUUGGAAUUUAGUUUGCAGUGCUAGAUGUUUCAUGUUUUAAUCUUCUUGCAGGCAUGCUCCCGUAACUGCAUUUUGGAGCUAAAAUAUUUUUGCUUUUUUUGUUAAUAGCUUAAAGAUGGAUUCUCCCAAAGAACCUGCGCCUACAGGAGAGUUCAAGUGUCAGCUAUGUGGCUUAACAGCUCCAUACACAUACUAUGGGCAGAAGCCACCCAACACACACUCUAUUGUGAUUUUGGAAGACAGUUAUGUCAUGAAGGACCCUUUCACCCCCGACAAAGAGAAAUUCCUCAUCCUUGGGUCUCUGUGCUGUUUGUGUAGAAGAAGUGUGUGUGUUGGUGCAGAAUGUAGUCUGUUCUACACUAAAAGGUUCUGCCUCCCCUGUGUGAAUGAAAACUUACAGGCUUUUCCUUUGGAAAUACAAGAAGAUAUGGAAAAAAGGAAGCCCCAGUCAAAGUCUAAGAAAAAAAUGGAUUCAAAAACAUAAAUACUGAAAGACCAAGAGAGAGAGACAGUUCUUCGGCUGAGCUUUCUCCUCUCUCCUUUUUAAGACUAUCAUGUUGCUCCUUUUGAAGUAGUGACCUUCAUUAACUCUCUGCUACAGAACACAGCUACACGUUUCCCACUGGCUUGGCUUCAAGCAUCACCAUGCAGCAAUUGCAGCACCAGCAGAAUGGCCUUAGGGUGCUGGAAAAGCAGAAGGAAUGUCAGAAAGGCCUGUUUGUUGCCUUAUCAAAUGCAUGUAGUAAAAAACUGAACAGCGUUAAAGCAUAGGAACUAUAUCCCAGUUUCCCAUUUGCUGUUUUAAUGUUUUGUAUGGCUCUUAAUAAUCCUACAGUGUUACGAAAAAUCUGAGAGAUUUAUCUGACUUAAUUCGCUCUACGUCCAAGAAUGUAAGCAGCAAUUGUGAACCUGCCAUUGUUAGCUUGGUAAGAUUACAGUGAGGAAGGAAGUCAGAGCUUUAUUUUUAAGUCCAAAAUGAUAGUGGUGGGACAAAACGUCAUAGAUAGCCACAGAAAUAUCUAAAUUCAAAAUUCCUGUAUCAGUACUAUCACAGAAAGUACAUGCUUUUAUAAUGGCAACAUUUACAUUUUUUAAAAUAAUAAUUUUUAGAAGGAUACAAAUCUGCAGUCACUUUGCACUCAGCUUUCCAGUCCGUCUCUGCACAGUGAUGGAAGAGGUUACUUUGUCUAGUUUAAUAUGGAAAUCCAGCUACUGAAGUCAAUUAUUUUCUGAAGCGGGCAGUUGAACAAUCAGGAUUUGAGAAACAUGGUUUUAGUAAAAAAUAUAUAUAUAAAAAAUUGCUAGGAGAAAAAGCAAUUUCUUUAGUCUCUAUAUUGGCAUCAUGAAUGUCUGUGCCUUGACUUUGCCAUAAUUACGAGGAAGAUUUAUAUGCUAAUAUAGUCAAUCAGUCACACACCUUGAGGAUAUGUCCAGAGUGCUCCAUAAGCUCCGCAUUCAUGCUUUUAUUUUAUUGUAAAAAAUAUUUUAUUUUUUUUUAUUCAUGCUUUUUUGGUCACUGGUUCAGAACCAGUAUCAAUGCCUCGGUUAUCAUUGCUCCUUUUCUCUACUCUUUCAGCUUUAUCAUUUGUUUUAUACUUACGCAAUCCUUUUAGGAGGAUCAGCCAUGUAUCUGCUAGAAGAAAUCAACAUAAUUUUGAUGAGUUAUUUUAUGUUAUUUAAGACUUUCUAAUGUCCUGGAAUCUUUCACUGUGUUUUUUACUGAACCUCAUGUAUUGGUUUCUGCUGUUGGAGAGUAGAAUUUCUUGCAGUUAUUAGAGGAGCAAUCAUGGAUAUAUUGCAACCUUUUUCAAGCUCUACUUGCACUUGAGUAUGAAAUGCAUAGAUCUCUUUAAUUGCCUAAAAAAAUACUUGUUAGAACUCAACAUUUCAGAUUCCCUUCUGCAGUAGUAAGAGGUUACUCUUUCAAAUAAAGUGAUGUGCAUCUUGCUUAAAA